GGCAAGAAUGCUAAGAAUGUUAUAAAAUCAACGAGUGUCUUUUGCCUUGCCGUGCUGCCUGGACACACAGCCUUCCGGCCUCCUUCAUGCAGUCAUCAAUUGUUUUCAGCUGUUACUGGACCAGAAUCAAAUCGGGCUUUGCCUGUGCCUUUCUUUGUACCAACAGUGUUUGUUUGUUCCAGGCCUGACUGAAGACCUAGCCCCUGUUACUUGCCUCUGCUUCCUACUAAGCUCCAUGUAAAGAGCAGCUCUUCCUCCCUGGAGGGGAAGGAAAGGAUCACCCUGUAGUGUUAUGAUCUUCAAAGGACGUAAUCCGGAAGCCCACAAGUGACAGCCUUCGAGGUCCUUAGAAAGCUUGGCCUGGAGAAGAACACAUGAAAGAAAGAACCCUAAGAGGCUUUGUUUUCUGUGAAAAAGUAUUUCUAUACAGUUGCUCCAAUGACAGAGUUACCUGCACCCUUGUCCUACUUCCAGAAUGCACAGAUGUCCGAGGACAACCACCCGAGCAAUACUGUACGUAGCCAGAAUGACAGUAGAGAACGGCAGGAGCACAGCAGUGAAAGGCGGAGACGUGGCAACCCUGGGCCAUUAUCUAACGGACGACCCCAGGGUAACUCACGGCCGGUGGUGGAACAAGAAGAGGAGGAAGAUGAAGAGCUGACGUUGAAAUACGGCGCCAAACAUGUGAUCAUGCUUUUUGUCCCCGUGACUCUCUGUAUGGUGGUGGUCGUGGCUACCAUCAAAUCAGUCAGCUUCUAUACCCGGAAAGAUGGACAGCUAAUCUAUACCCCAUUCACGGAAGAUACAGAGACCGUGGGGCAGAGAGCCCUGCACUCAAUUCUGAAUGCUGCUAUCAUGAUCAGCGUCAUUGUUGUCAUGACUAUUCUCCUGGUGGUUCUCUAUAAAUACAGGUGCUAUAAGGUCAUUCAUGCCUGGCUUAUUAUUUCAUCUCUGUUGUUGCUGUUCUUUUUCUCAUUCAUUUACUUGGGGGAAGUGUUUAAAACCUACAAUGUUGCCAUGGACUACGUUACUGUUGCACUCCUGAUCUGGAAUUUUGGUGUGGUGGGAAUGAUUGCCAUUCACUGGAAAGGGCCUCUGCGACUCCAGCAGGCAUAUCUUAUCAUGAUCAGUGCCCUCAUGGCCCUGGUAUUUAUCAAGUACCUUCCAGAAUGGACAGCGUGGCUCAUCUUGGCUGUGAUUUCAGUAUAUGAUUUAGUGGCUGUUUUGUGUCCAAAAGGCCCACUUCGUAUGCUGGUUGAAACAGCUCAGGAGAGGAAUGAAACUCUCUUUCCGGCUCUUAUUUACUCCUCAACAAUGGUGUGGUUGGUGAAUAUGGCAGAGGGAGAUCCAGAAGCCCAAAGGAAGGUAUCCAAAAACUCCAAUUAUAAUGCACAAAGCACUGAAAGUGAGUCCCAAGACCCUGUGACAGAGAGCGACGAUGGUGGCUUCAGUGAAGAGUGGGAAGCCCAGAGGGACAGUCGCCUAGGGCCUCAUCAUUCUACAACUGAGACACGAGCUGCUGUGCAGGAACUUUCCAGCAACAUCCUCACCAGUGAGGACCCAGAAGAAAGGGGAGUCAAACUUGGAUUAGGAGAUUUCAUUUUCUACAGUGUUCUGGUUGGUAAAGCUUCUGCAACAGCCAGUGGAGACUGGAACACAACCAUAGCCUGUUUUGUAGCCAUAUUAAUUGGUUUGUGCCUUACAUUAUUACUCCUUGCCAUUUUCAAGAAAGCGUUGCCAGCUCUUCCGAUCUCUAUCACUUUUGGGCUUGUUUUCUACUUUGCCACAGAUUAUCUUGUACAGCCCUUUAUGGACCAAUUAGCAUUCCAUCAAUUUUAUAUUUAGCAUAUUUGCAGUUAGAAUCCCAUGGAUUUUUCUCCUUUGACUAUAAUAAAAUCUGGGGAGGAAAAGAUGAUUUUCCUGUGUCCACAUCUAACAAAGGCAAGAUUCCCAGCUGGACUCUUUGCAGCUUCCUUCCAAGUCUUCCUAACCACCUGUACCAUUGGGCGCUGGAAGGAGAUGUCUCCAGAAAACGGUUCGAACAUACAUCAUUGUGAUGGACUGAGUCCCUCGGUGCAGAAACUACCAGAUUUGAGGGACGUGGCUGAGGAAAAGGGAUGGACCACGAAGUUGCUGUGCUCCCACCAGCAGUGUAACCCUUGGUCACAGGUGGAUUUUACCAACACUGCAGACUCUCAGGACUACCAUUACCAAGAAAUUAAACGGCGUGGUGUAAACCAAACAGGACUCCUCAUCUUAAACUACAUGUUGAAGAUCAACCUAACGAACCUGUCUUGAAUUCUGAACCUUUGCGGGAGGUACUGUAAGGAGAGCGGGCACCAGCAGCAAAACGAAAAGGUUUUUGAAACGGGACUCCAACUUUCACUUUCAGACCUUUUUGCUGCAGACUUACCAUUUUUAAAUAAGACUUUUUUUUUUUCACCUUGAGUCAAGUCAGGUGUGUGGGUUGAUUUUGAAUAGUCUCAUUUUCAAGCACUGAAACUCAGUACCAUCAACGGUUACCAUUUCUUCCCAUGGACAGUCUGAACUAAUACGAGGUUGCUUUUUCCUAAAAGUCUUAACCUCAGGUUCCAAAUUCAGUCAUUUCUGGAAAGAAUGGAAUUAUAUCCAAACGGUUACCUAUCAGCCUUAGUUGUGUUCUGGAUUUUUCCACCAAAUUCUUUGUUUUUAGACAUACUUACCGGUUCUCGUGCCCCUGGAUGCUUCCAUUCUUCCCGUCUCUCCCUGACUCCCCCAUAAGCAUUGUCUUAGACACACAGCAAAUGAGACAGCUCUGGUACUCUAGGAUUUUACUCUGUGUGAUGCAAAGAAUGUGUUACGAAUCAGUGCUGUGAGCCGCGCGGCCAUAAUUUCUUCAGUAGCAAAUACAAUGUGUGCCCAAAGACAGUGAAAUUAAAGAAGAGUAAAAUGGCUGGUGAAGCA
Molecule: messenger RNA, 2943 nt
Organism: Neogale vison (American mink)
Lineage: Eukaryota; Metazoa; Chordata; Mammalia; Carnivora; Mustelidae
Gene: PSEN1
Product: presenilin 1
Exons: 12
Coding region: 439-1845 (468 amino acids)
Biological process (GO): smooth endoplasmic reticulum calcium ion homeostasis; amyloid-beta metabolic process; intracellular signal transduction
Cellular component (GO): neuronal cell body; nucleus; growth cone
Molecular function (GO): beta-catenin binding; cadherin binding; aspartic endopeptidase activity, intramembrane cleaving
Source: RefSeq, a predicted model, not a curated record